GUAGGGGUGACGUGCACUUUUGGAUAGAUUAUUUCUUGUGAAUCGGGGAGAAAACGACAGACCAAACAAAGAGUGAUUUUCAAGAAUUUUCUUUCAUUUUCCGGAGUUUGUUCCGACCUCUGCUAUGCUUACUGAUCAGUUGUAAGAAAGAACCGAUCCACGAUGGUUUAUAUAGCGAGAGACGGAAGUGUUCACGAAUCUCCGCCAUGGAGCAUCCAACGGCUCAUCGGGAUCAUCACUGGAUUCUUCAGCUUGAUCGCUAUGUUCUUCAAAACAAUGUUCAACAUGGACUCAAGUAGGACAUCCAGCGCUCGGGACUCCGGUGGUGGUCGAGGGAGCGGCGGAGGCGGAGGUGGUCCACCUCCCCCCGGAGGCCCGCGGCGUCGUCCAAUCGGACGGAUGAUGACCCUCAGCGAUUGUACCAUUCCAGGGGGCGGAUGAGCACGGUAAAGCGUUCACCCUGGGAAUUGCCCCGCUUUUCCUGGUGGACGCCGUUGAAACCUAAAAUUGUUGCCGUUUGAAUAUCUAAAAGACUGAGCGCUUUUGUAUGACGAUCAAGUUCUAAACCCACGCUAAAACACGGGCGGAUUUGUUCCGAAGAAGAUUCUCGAACGAUGACUCAAUAAGUUUAUGCUCGGAGGUGUAGUUUUCAACUAAGUUUUUACUGCGGAGUAAAAAUUUAGAUGAAAAUCGCAAGUUCGGCAUAUCCUUUACUCUUUAAUUUUUGUAUAGUUUAAUUUCUGUGUAGAAAAAUCUGUAAAUUGUUUCAAUAAAUGAUAGGCAGCAGGUGGGAGUAAAAAUA
This is a messenger RNA of Armigeres subalbatus, 802 nucleotides long. Its product is annotated as glycine-rich selenoprotein-like. NCBI's taxonomy places the organism in Eukaryota, Metazoa, Arthropoda, Insecta, Diptera, Culicidae. Gene Ontology annotation, biological process: calcium ion transport; endoplasmic reticulum calcium ion homeostasis. The coding region runs from base 163 to 441 and encodes 92 amino acids. The transcript is spliced from 3 exons. The record is from RefSeq and is a predicted model, not a curated record. Gene Ontology annotation, cellular component: endoplasmic reticulum membrane; Golgi apparatus.